This is a messenger RNA of Amoebophrya sp. A25, 8213 nucleotides long. NCBI's taxonomy places the organism in Eukaryota, Dinophyceae, Syndiniales, Amoebophryaceae. The record is from the annotation of a GenBank genome assembly.
GUUCGAAAAAGUAGAGGUCCAAAGAAGAACAGGACAUGACUGAAUGUCAUCACCAUGAAUGACUAGGACGCUCUUGUUCCAACAUGUCGUGAUCGAUGUCGAUUAAGCCUUCGAGAAGUGUUGGUCGACCAUCUUCUAACUACUAUUUCAAAUCGAACUGCUUACUUAUGUAUACGUGAGAGAAACAAGUUGAUAAUGACGUUCCAUAUGCUCGGCACUCGUGAAAAGUUGAGAGUUGUAAAGUAGAGUCUCGAGGAGCAAGUAAAGUCGACUAGCUAUGAUCGAAAGAAAAGCAAAGAGAAAUCGGCAUUCAAAAAUCAAAUUCGAAGGCAAGCUGGAAAGCAAAAAUAAAUUUCUAAAACUCAACUGGAACAAAUGAGUAGUGUGAAAAAGAACUAGGACUCUUUGUUUUGAAGAAGAACAGAAAAUGAACAAUCAAGCAUAAGCAACGAUAUUGCAUAUUUGGCAACCUACACCUAGACGAAAGUAACAAGUGAAGACCGGACUAAGUCUAAGAAUAGAAAAUGUUGGACCAACCAAGUGGUGCUUCUGCAUCCUUGGGUGCGGCCUCCGAGACCUUGACGGUGCCACUCGACCCGAGUUUGAUCCUCCUCGCUAAGGUAGCCACUGUCGCGAGUUGCGUCGUGACCUUUACGCCGUUGCCGUACAUCUACCACAUUGUAGUCACGGAUGGAGCGAGCAUAGUGGAGAUGACGCGGACAGCAAGGCAGAAGAUGAAUUUCUGCCUCCCCUACGUUUUUCUCUACAUGUCGUCGCUUUUCUGGGCUUUCUACGGGUACACAACAGAGAACGCGGACAUCGUUUUCAUAAACGGAUUGGGCGUGUUUUGCUUUCUGGGAUACUUGGUAGUGGCGAAUUACUUCAUCGAGAAGAAUGCAGCGAAGGUCGCGUUGUCGAUGAGUACAACUAGUCGUGGUUGUGCUGGUGCAGGUCCUAGUAGUUGUAGGGUUGCUGGACGCGGCUAUCAAGAACAAGGGGAAGAAUUUGCACAAGGUAGCUCAACUACGUCGGAAGAAGCACCAGAUACACUGGCUGGCGAGCAUGAUGUUGUUCACGAUACAGAUCCUAGCAGUAAAUUAUCUUGUUCUACUAGAUCGACGACAAUGGACCACGGCUUACAACAAUCAGGAUCAUCCUCGAACCAAUUGUUUGCACCACAGCAAGGUGGAGACAAACAUGACACCAGUUCUUCAUCAAAGCAUCAUCACCAACCCAGCUCCAGUAGAGGUCUAGCCGCUGGCUCACCGCUUGACGAUCAACCGCAACGUCAACUUCAAUUUGAUAGUGAGCAAAAGAACUUUCAUCAGUCUAGUAGUACUUCAUCUGAGGAACAAAGAGCCUGGGCCUAUUCACGUGGCGACUUCGAAAAAGGCGAGCUUUUCAACUACUCGAAUCUAGAUUCGCUCUUCGUCUGGCAGCGAUCUCAUUCUAAAUGCAGUACAGGUGAAACGAGCUCGAAUUGUGGGAGUAGACCGAUGUCUUCGCCAGUUGUGGUAGAAGAGAAGGCGGCUUCGAGGCACACGACAGGACUUGCGAGUUCUUCGAAGGGAUCAACCUCAGUGACAUCGAAGGCUACAACUGGUGCAGGAUCUAGUACUGGUACAGCCGCCUCGUCUUCGCAAUCUGGAUCUAGUACCGCGACGGCUGAUGCAGAACGACCUCUGGGUCGGGCGAUGAUGCUGCGGGACACCAGGCCAGCGGCGCCCUCGCCGAGCACUGGAGAGUGUGGCGCUAGUACAGAUGACGAACGCAGUCUCAGUGAGACAACUCCACCAAGUCGUGCGGACGAUGGGCAUUUGACUCUCUCUUUACUGAAUGGGGCUACAGGAGUAGACCAACUGCAGGGGGUCGAGGGAGCACUUACAAGAGAUGUGGAUCAUGAACAUGAACAAGUUUGUGUGGUCAAGAGCAAUGGAGCUUCUGCUACUAGUGCAACUAUAACGUCCUCCUCCAGCGGAGAUCAACAUCAAUCCUCUACGGUUGAUCUCGAAGCGGCUGAUGGAACUACGAUUCUGAGUCCGCAGAGCUUAGCAAGUAGUAGAAAAGCACCUACUUUCGCGGGUGGACCAAGUAGUGGCUUUUCUUCUGCACAAAAAUCAACAUCUUCAAGCAGUAAGAAGUCCACCACAGGUGCUACUACUACUUCCGAGGGCAACCUCGGUGAUCUUCAUGUUUCCUCCUCUUCCUCUAAGAAGAAAUCCACCUCCAACUUGUUAUCGACCAGAAGCGGUUCUGAGCAAGACCUCACAAUUUCUGCAAGAGACGACUCAACAUCUGGUCAUCAAACAGUCUUCGGUCCGUCAACAGAUCACGAACUUUCAUCUUCAGUCUCUUCUUUGGAUGAUACGGAUUUCUUACCAGCACAUGCUGACGAUUCUGGUGCGCUCGAUCCGACGAUUCCUUUAUGGGGUGCUCGAGCCCUAUCUGGAAGCGCCUAUGGAGCAGCGUCGGGCGAGGAGUCUUCUGCCCUCUUGGCGAGUCGUGGUGGACAUGAGGACGGCGUUGAAGGGUGUGAAAAACAGGGAGUGGAGCAAACAGGGAGUGGGGACGGCAGUGCGGAAGGUGAAAACGGCGUUUCCUCUUAUUGGAAUAGCGUCAUGCUCGGCUCAUCAAACAUUAUGGCUAAAAAUAUGAAGUCAGCUUAUAAGUAAUGCUCAUCAUGGUUCCAACAGCUGAGGUCGUUUCCUUGAAAACGUAUCUAGACUUCAGGAUUUGCUAAUUUAAUGCACAUCAUUUAUCGACUUCUAAUCUUGAAAACGACUACAAGGCGCAAGUUAGGCGACAGAUGCGAUGGUCGUUUGUUUCCGGUUUUAACGUGAGUCUUGUGACCGGUGCCGCUCUCUUCUGUUUUGGUGUGAUGCAUCUUGGCAAUCACGAAGAUCACGCACAGAAGCUACUCAUCGAAGAAGCUGUUCAUCAAAAGAAGUUGCGUGAAUCAAAGGUCGACGAUAGUGCGGCUAAGAAAGUUGUGGAAGUUGAAGUCGCUGAAUCAGGUAGAAGUGGAGGUGACAAAAACAGCGCCCGUAAGGUACAAGGUGGAGAGAAAGAGAAAGUUAUCAUCACAACGUCUGGUGGAGCAGGAGGUGAGGAAAGAGUAACCACCACUAGCGCAACAUCCUCAAAAGAUGGAGAAGAGGAAAGCAAAGGAAAAGCUUCUGAAUCUGAGGACACUGCCAUUGUCAGCACUGCUGUGCCGUCAACAGGUUCGCACUCUUCCGACUCUGCUAGGAGCGCUUCGGAGAUUAUAGUGUCUGGUGGAGGUGGGAAGAAUGGCGGCACCACAACAAUUGUCAAGGUCGAAACUGAUAGUGACAGCGGAGCUGGUAGCGCGAGCAGGAAAGUCGACGAAGAUGCAAAAACAGAAGCAGAUUCAACAAAAGUCGUGGCUUCGACCUCAGCCGAUGAGAAGACUAGCACUACUACAGACAAGAAAGCUGCUGCUGGCGAAGAAAAGGCAGCGUCUGAAGGGUCUUCCACGGCAGGGCAGACCAAGGCAGGUUCGAACUCUGAUGAAGCCGUGGCGAAGACUGGGAAAAAAUCUCCACCAGAGGAAAAAGGCGAACAACAUAGCUCCACCAGUAAAAGCGGCAACGGUCCCUCAGUGUCGGUGAUUCCGAGCUCGUCAAACAAGGGUGCGUCGGUUUCAGUCGUCAUUAGCACCGGAAGCGGUCGGUCGCAGACACAAAGUUCUACAAGCUUAUCAUCUGCGUCCACAACAUCUACUUCAUCUAUUAAACAUCAAGCAGAGGACGACGGAGGUGCAGGUGCAAGUGCAACUACUACAACGAAGUACGGAGACUUUGUUGUGAAAAGUAAGAAGGUGAAGGCUGCUGCUGCUCCUUCCUCGCAGAUGAACAAGUCUUCCGCUUCCAGCGAGGCUGAUAAACAGGAAAAGGUAUCGCCUGAAUCUUCUUCCACUGCAUCUGGUGCUUCUGGCGGUGGUGCUCUUACUGCAUCAACGUCCGAGUCUGAAGCCUCUAGUAGUCCUUCUCCCGCUGAAGCUGAAGGCGUAAAGAAAGUUAUUGACGCGAUGGCUACAUCCGAGCGAUCGAGCGCAACCUCUGCUCCAUCUACUACAUCAAAUUCUGGGGAAGCAACUUCUACAUCGUCCGUCGCACCUUCCGCUACGGACACAGUGAUCAAGCUGUUGGCUGGUUCUUCAGGAUCGACUGCAUCUCUGGAAACGGCUGGAGGUGGCAGCUCUUUGACAUCUUCUGGUAGUGCUGCUUCUGGUACUGCUUCGGAGCACAUUGAGGCAACAGGAAAGGAAUCCGGUGCUGCCUCAGCGUCGUCGUCUUCGACAGAUCUUCAACAUGCUUCCUCUAGUCCUAGUGGAAGCACGUCCAGUGGUUCUGACGUAAAAAGCGGCUCUCAAGAACAGCAUUCUGCUUCUGCCUCCUCAGAAAAUGUGGUUACGAUCACUACCACGUCGAAUGGCGGUUCGGAAUCGUCUGGGUCGACGAAUUCUUUUAGCGGAGGCAGUGGACCGCAGUCUAUUGUCGUCAAAAUCAAUACCGGUGGUGAAGAAGAGACAACAGUAGCACCGCGACGAAAAGAGGGUGGAGCUGAACACGAAGAUGAAGUAGUGCCUGCGAAGACAUCUUCGGUGACCUCGUCAACUUCGGAGGGAUCUUCAAAACGAGCAAAGGAAGAUGAGCAGCAUCAUCAAACCAGCAAAGCAACUACUGGUUCAUCUCAGCCGCGGGUAACUGUAUUGGAGUCGAAACGUCGCGAGGCUCAGGCUACUCAAACGCCAUCUUCAGGUUCUGGUACAACUCCUGAUGCGGUCGUUACUGUGCAUCACAAGAACGAGUCGCCGCGUUCAUCCGCAUUGGCGGUUUCCAGCCAACAAGAUCAGAACACAUCAUUGUCGAGUGUUGACAAGCAAUCAGAAGGAGUCGACCACAAAGUGGAUACGUCGUCUCAAACGAAGUCAAACGAAGGUGGAGGUGGUGUUGAGUUACGCAUUCAGUUUGGAGACAGCGGGUCACACGCAGUGCAAGUGCAGCAGGUGAGCGAUAAAGAGGAAUCUUCGAGUACUGACUCUUCGUCGUCUGGUGGGGAAGGAGAGAAAUCUUCAUCCAAAAUCGCAAGGUCGCAGGUUGCAGAUUCGAAGGAACAAGAAAAAACAUCAGCAGAUCAUUCUCCAUCUCACAGCGCCACCGCAGAACUAGAAAAUGAGACUUCUACCGAAGUGAGCAGCAAGGGGAACAAGAUAGAAAUUGUCGUGGGCCGCAGUGCGGGGAAGAGCAACUCUAAAGAACAGGUUGGAACGACUACUUCUAAAAAACACGAAACAACUUCUGUUGAAAAACAUCAAGCUCCUCAAGAACAUGCAACUUCAUCCACCACACAACUUGAUAAAAACCUCUCUUCUACAACGAGUACCGAAGUCGGAACUCCUGCUUCGUCCGACGACUCCCAGGCUGCAAUCAAGAAGCCGCAUAAGGCAGCGGAGAAGGCAACUCCAGAAGCAGUUCUUGUGGUGAGUCGGGAAGAGGUGUUGCGAUCGCUCGCAGCAUGGAAUGGACAGUCUGAGGUAGCCUUUCGGGUCAGUUCCACCGGUUCCUCAACAAGUUCAACAUCUUCGGGUACAACUACAUCCUCUAAAUCAAGUACGGCAGAGAACUCGGUCGAAGCCAUAAGAAGUGCGAGUGAAUCUUCGUCUCCAGCAAGCAUCGCUUCCGUUCCGGCUAGCUCCGCAAUCAAAGAAUCGACUACCACUUCGUCUGAAACAGCAAAGAAGAUGGAUAAGAAGACCGACAUCGAUGCUGCAGCAACGACGCUUGGAGGUGAUGCUCACCAAAAAGAAGAGAAAGACCACGUAGUUGCGGCUGUUGCUGCUUCUAAAAACAGCAAGACCAACACAGCCACUGUGGAGAAAAGCAAGCACCGUUCUACAGCAGCGUCCGAUCCAUCAAAGACGAGUCAGAUUCAGAUCACAGUUUCUUUUAGCAAAGGAUCGUCUUCAGGGGAGACCACUGUUGUAGAAGCAGGAGAGGAGAAAGAAAAGAAACUACUUUCCAAUCCUGUUUCUGUUGCGGAGGUAGACGCGAGUCAAAAACAAGAGAAGCAGAUUUCUGAUACAACGAACAAGGAUACAGCACAGGUCGUUGUAGCAUCUUCUUUUCUCCAGAUGGAAAGUGCUUCAUCAUCAACAUCAAAGCGGUUCGUGCGACGCGAGGCUAAAAACAGUGUAGUUGGUUCCCUCGCGUCUCCACUGAUGUUUCUCGAGGUAAAAUCCGAAGAGAAUUCGGGUGCAUCUACCUCUAAUGCCUUAGGAACUUCAAAGCAGGCGAAGCUGUCUACGGCAACAGCCACAGCUGUAGACUCAGCAUCCUUUACUUCAGUCUCAAACAAGGCUGUAACACCUCCAGAAGCGGUGAUCACUGUUACCUCCUCUAGUAGCGGGGCAGCAGCUGGAACGGCGCAGCGAGCAGGAACGAACGGAACGCUAAGCGAGACGGACAGCAUGCUGGAUUCGAUUCCUCACAUCGUGGUGACGUCAAAGGCCCAGAUUUUCUCAUACCUGGGAAUCAUUGUACUCUACUUACUUCAGUGCUGUUACUCGUUUGUUCUAUGGUUUCGUCAUUUACAACGCAUCUGUCAGAAGUGAGACACUUAAAAACUCGAGGAACUACAACAGGAAGAAGAUUCCAAAUUUAAAAACAAACCCAAGAAACCCUUAUAUGCACAUGCAGGCCAACAUCCUCGUGUACGUUGUUCCUUGCGCGCAGUUGCUGGACGUGAUCGAGACUGGCGAUGUUGAGAUGUUUCCAGUUCCUUUGCUCACGGUGGCUUCUUUGGUCGCGAACUUGCUUUGGGCAGAGUACAGUCUCCGGAUUCACUCCAUCCCUUACUUGGUACCGAACGUGAUGGGCGUGGUUUUCAACUCCUUACAAAUCUUAGUGCUCACGUUCUACUUCUCAAGUUCUACUCCCAGUGGCAGAAGUGCUGCCCAGAUGAAGAGGAAGCAGCAGCAAGAUGAAUUUCAGCAGGAUCAUGGAGGUUCUAGUACUUGUACAACGGGUGGAGGAGGUGCAUACAAUAACAAUUACAAUGCUGGGACAACGACCAGCAACAGUAACAUGUUGGUAAAGAGCUUGCACGCGAAUAAGAAAUUUCAGCAAAAUGCGUGCAUGCUUGGAGCAGAUGGUGCAGGGGGAAGUGGAGUAGUGGAGUGAACUUUCCAAGAAAGAACAGAUUUUGUGAAGAAAUGAACACGGAUUCUCUGUUGAAGAGGUAUAAAGUGAUUGUUACGAUCUAUUAGCUGUAUGUGCAGAAGCAGGAGUACAAGUACCACUGUAGUAAGUAGACUCACUUUUACUCGAUCGAGUCGAAUAAUGAACAACGAGAAUUUAUUACGCAAGCAAUAAUUUAAUUAACGAACCAGUCAGUGUGAACUAAAAAUGACUUUUUCGCAAUGACUAACUUAGACGACAUGUUGUUAUGACCAUGACAGCGUGAAUACUAUUUGAAUUUUGAAAAGGAAUUCGGAUAUUCUAGUGAACUUCAUUAUUUACCAUCGAGAAUCAGGGAAAGGAAAAGGAUAAGAAAAUGAAACCAAUCAGUUUCCGGAGCUACCAAGAGAAAUCGGAGGUGGAGCUCUCUGUCAUAAUCAUAGAGGUUCCGCUGACGCCAAUUUUACUUUCUGUCAUAGAUUAUCGAACUUUUCUCAAUGUCAUUGAUUAGCCUUCCACUGGUACAUCAAGGUACUAGAAGUAAGUAAGUCAAAGUGCAUAAUGAACUUCAGAUUUUUGUGAAUGCAAUUGCAAGCCACAACGAGUAACUACAUCUGUUUGUCAGGAAACAAGAGGAGAUAAUUUCUGCCACAGCCUCAUGUAAACUCGCCUUAUGUGAAGAUGAAAUUGCGUGUAAUAGAAGAAGUUUCUUACCACAUUCAUCCUAAAAAAAAAUAGAUUCCAUAUCUAGUCGAUCCCGUGAUUUCAAUUAUGCCGAACUCUUAUUCCAGUUUUGUUUUUGAAUCAAAAAGUUGUCUUGAUUCAACCUGCUGUCCUCAUUCUAGCCGAUCUAUACACACCUUAGCAACUACGAAAAGAACACUAUCAACAUGUGCAGUGAAAAACGAACCCUCCUGAAAACUGUUGCAAUAGAAUUCCGAGAAUAGAGCCUUGCUGACAGCGCAUUCCACCUAAGAACAAAAUUUGCAAGAAAUAUUCAUCCACACCCCC